UAUACCACCAAUACUUUUUACUCGAAAAAUAAUACAGGUGUCGCUCGAAAAGACACCAUGCUAAAUGUAUAUAUGAACAGUAACUUUUAAAUUCCUGUCACAGAGGCACUUUGAGUAAUUAAUGUGCAGUGGGACUAAUGAAGCACUAAAAUGCCACACCCCCGAGUAUGCCUGUAACAACGCGAAGACUGAAACCCUUGUACUGUACAAUGUGCUUUACAAGGCAAAGCCCCAAAUUACAGUUCUGUAGUGUUAGUUGCCUCAAUUAGUACUUAUACUCUUUAGAUCUCAGACUUUAAUGUUUCUCAGUACCAAAAGUUUGUGCGCAAUCGGGGGGAGUAUUGCUUUUUCUUUUCUAGUCAUGGAGUAAAAAUCGACAUCUAUCUAUAUCGCUGAGAUGCUUUUGUUUUGGCCAGUGCUCCAGUAAUUUGAUAAACUUGUUUUGUAUUGAUUGUGUUGAUUUUAUUUGUGUUCCUCUGUUAAGUGGUUGAGUAAAUAAAUAAUAUGUUGGGGUACUGCUGACUGGUGGAGUUGCACCUUGCUCAGAAAAUGGUUUGCAUGUAUUUAGUGAUAGACCGUUAUCUAUUUUGGGACACUAUUGGCAAGUUUCAUAAUCCCUGAUUAGCACUAGUCUACUUACUGUUGCCUUAGUCAAAGUGUAAGGAGCUUGAAUUUAUAUAUAUACAUUUGUUACCGUCUAUGUGGUACUGCAUUCUGUUGCUGCCAAACUGAGCUAGUAUUUUUGUUUUCUCUGAAUUGGCGUUUUAUUUGUGUAGAGCAGCUUUGUGCCUGUCUGGAGAAUCUAAAGGGCUGGACACUGAACAGCUUUCCUCCUUUCAUUCAAGUGAUGUGAGGAUGUGACUUCAACUAGCCCCACCUACUCUACAUUUAAACAAACACAGAGUAGGUGGUGCUGGCUGAGUUGAAAGGUCAUUUCUCCAUCACAUGCUUACAGUGGCUGGAGGUUGAAAUGGUCCCUUCUUUACUGACCACUCUAUUAUACAGCUUUGGCACAAGCUGGCCAUGUCUGCAUCAAUGGUUGGAAACCCAACCAAACAGACAGGAGUGCCCCGUGUGUAAGGCAGGAAUCAGCAGAGACAAAGUCAUUCCUCUGUAUGGGAGGGGGAGCACCAGCCAAGAGGACCCCAGGUUAAAAACGCCACCAAGACCCCAGGGACAGAGGACAGAGCCUGAGAGUCGAGGGCCCUUCCAGGGUUUCGGUGAUGCUGGGUUCCACAUGUCCUUUGGGAUCGGCGCCUUCCCCUUCGGCAUCUUCACUACAGUAUUCAACAGCAACGUGCCCAACCACAGAGCAGAUCACAAUGGGGGUAACCCUGGCAACGGUAACCCUAACAGCUGGCAGGAUUCUCUCUUCCUGUUCGUUGCCAUUUUCUUUUUCUUCUGGCUGCUGAGCGUGUGAGGAAGGCCAAGCAGGAAGUGAGGUCAUCAGACACCAACCACACGGUGCAAUGUGGUUACAGAGCCCGCCCCCCCAAACCCCAAUUUAGGGGAGAGAAUCAAAGGGGAGUGUGGAUAUGGAAGCCAGUUAAAAUAGUGGGGGGGGGGGGGGGGAUACAGAUUUUUUAUUUAUUUAUUUUUUUAAACAUUCCCUUUUUAGAAACUGCACAAUUUCCAUUAUUAUUAUUAAAGUUCAAUGGCUCAGAGCUACGGAAAUUGUGAAGUUCUGUGGUUACUCCAGGAAUGAGAAUGAGGCUGAAUAACCCGGACAAGCCCCUGAAGGUGAAAAAAACACAACAGAAACACAUUAAACUGCUGAACUCAAGAGAGUUCCUUUCUCAGAUCUAGCUCCGCAUCUCCUUUUAAGCGAGGCAAUGGCGUGAUUUGAAACAGUGCGAUUCGUCAGAGUUAGAAUGAAUGCAAGAUUCCAAAAUGAGAUCAAGAAAAAAAACACUGUAGCAGUUGAGAAGUUAUUCAAUGCUAGAACUCAACAUUUGUAUAACACAGGGUUUCUAGGGCUACAAACGUCAGGUUAAUUUUGGCACAAAUAGAAGUGAAUGGCGCGGGGAGUCUCGAUGUAACCCACACACAGACGUGAGCACUCUUAAAUAGUGCUUUAUUAUUUAACAAUCCAGCAAUAUACACAGGCCUAGAACUGUAUGUAUUAUUACACAAGUUAUCUUUUUAAUCGUUAACAACUUUUCAGUCCUUUUUCAAGUUCGUUGAAAAAGUUGAUGAAGAAAAAAUGUCACAAUUUUGAAUGGACUUUGCAUUUGAAUUCCGAGAGGUGCCUCAGUUCUGAUUUUAAAAGCCGAUGACCUGGUCAGCUUACCAAUAUUGAGACUAAAGCACUGGAAAAACUUAAUGUGGUACAGUUGAUGUCACAAAUUUGGAAUUCAAGGCGGAAAAUGUGCUCUGAUUGGCUGAAAGUACUUCAGCAGUCUUAAAUAAUUUGUGUUUAGCUGUUUUUGUCAAAACUUUCGUGAGUGUCUCAAUAAAAAUAUAUGUAUAAUAUAUAUAUAUAUAUAUAUAUAUAUAUAUAU
Polyodon spathula (Mississippi paddlefish) is the source of this 2501-nucleotide messenger RNA. Its product is annotated as E3 ubiquitin-protein ligase RNF5-like. Gene Ontology annotation, molecular function: metal ion binding; ubiquitin-like protein conjugating enzyme binding; ubiquitin protein ligase activity. The coding region runs from base 971 to 1420 and encodes 149 amino acids. The transcript is spliced from 6 exons. Gene Ontology annotation, biological process: ubiquitin-dependent protein catabolic process. The record is from RefSeq and is a predicted model, not a curated record. Lineage: Eukaryota; Metazoa; Chordata; Actinopteri; Acipenseriformes; Polyodontidae. Gene Ontology annotation, cellular component: endoplasmic reticulum.